UCCGAGUUAUACAAAGUUGGUGUAAAAAAAGAUGUGAACUUCAUUUACACAGAAGAAUCCAAUGGAGAUUAUGGGUUGGCUCAUAUCUACUGUAUGAUGGCUAUUUUCGCCACUUCAAUGGCCGUCGAUUCCGUCGUUACUCGACGACCAAUACAGAAAAAGUCUGGGAGAGUCCACAAGCAACUUCCACAAGGCGCGAAGAGUGAGAAGAAAGACGAGGAACCCUCUAAAGAGGUUCAACCCGAGAAUUGA
This is a messenger RNA of Entamoeba invadens IP1, 252 nucleotides long. RefSeq lists its product as hypothetical. The annotation marks the transcript as partial. The record is from RefSeq and is a predicted model, not a curated record. The transcript has a single exon. NCBI's taxonomy places the organism in Eukaryota, Evosea, Mastigamoebida, Endamoebidae.